CUAUCCGACAGGAGAACAUUUUAACGCUCUCUUUUCCACGACGACGGCGACGUCUAAAAUAUCCGCAUCCAACGGAGCUCACUAAUCUUAUGUAAGUCGAACCGUGUAUACCGAUAUCGCUCGCUAGACGGACUGUCACACCGAAGACGACGACAACAAUUAAAUGACGAAAGUUAAUAACGGGCCGCUUUUCACGGCAUUAUUAGUGUUUGUGGCUUCAACCAGCUUCACUUUUGCCGACGACGACAAAUGGGUAUGGGGCAGAUCAAACGAUCAAUCAAGGGCUGACUCGAGGAUCGGGUCCUCGUCCGACGAGGUGAUCCGAAUAGCUAAACCCCUUUUGCGCAAUCAGCCCAACCCAAAGCCCAGUCCGUUAUUCCAACCCGCCAAUAACCCGAGGUUGGACACCAAACAUUACAGAGAUGACUCGAUACGAAACGGACGCUAUGAAGUUAACGAGGAUUUUGUACCGGACAGGGAACCUUUGUUGCAGCAACCAAUCCAUAUAUCUGAGACCUUUAGCAGCAGACCCUUCGACAGACCACCACCACCAAAUAACCUACCGCAAAGACCUUUGACAAACUUCCAAGCUCCUUUGAGACCACAGCGACCGAAUGCCCUCAUCGAUUCCGUGCACGCGCCGUCUAGGAAACCCGUGCCCGCAGCCACUGAACCUGCUGGUUCUGCAGUCGGCAUACUCACUGGACCAGUGCCGUCGUGGCAACGACCGGCGGUCCACAAAAACGGCGAUCCAACGAAUUUUGAAAAGUGCAAAUGCUCGUUCUCUUUCAACUGUAAAUCUCCCGGGAUCAAGUUCGGAAGCUGUGAUGAAGGAAAACAAUACUGUUGCUACAACGAUUUUGAUGGUGCGAAUUCAGGAAGCCAAGAAGUAGACAAAUAUGGAGGAGACCGAAGCGAACCCAUACCUUCCGUGUUAGUUGGCCCCGGUGGAAGUCACAGGCCGGGUUUGAAACCUGGCAUAUAUGGACAAGUUUCUAACAAAAAUGUAAGAACCGCAAAUUGAACAUAUUGAUCGACAAGAAUUUAUUGGUAACAGUUUUCCAAAUGAACCAUCAUUCAACAGACGACCAAAUGAGUAUGGAAAUAAUCCUUUUAUUAUUCCAAGACAAUUGUAGGUAUAUAGUAAAUCAUAUUAUAAAUUAAUGUAAUUAUUAUUAUAUUUUUUUUAUUUGAAUUAUAUUAUAAUUUAACAAAUGCUAAUUUAUAACUUGAUUUAUAUUUCAUUAUAAAACACGUUCUGUAAAAUACCUUUAUUUACCUAUAGUAAGUAUAGGUAUUAAAAAAGUAUGUUUACGCGCGUAUACAAGUUAAAUAAAAUAAUAUUUUACGUCAGCUAGAGUCAACAUGAUAUUUAUUGUAUAUAAUAUAAUAUUUGAAUAAUGUUUGAACGUCUUAAUCAUAUUCAUAUAAAUACUUGAUUUAAUUUUUUAAAAAAUUCUGACAAGGAUGAAUUAUAUGUGAGAUUCAAAAUGUAUUUUUAAUUAUUAUGUAAUUAAUGUUCUUGUUUAUAUAAUUCUAGCUUAUACAUAAUAAUAGCUUACAAAAAUUAAUUUAUUAUGCAUUUUUUUGUUUUACAUAAGUACCUAUUGAUAAUUUAUCUUAUACUAGCGACAAUGCAACAUAUUGUAAACAGCUAGUAUUCUAGACAUAUAGGUUUUGUAUUAGUUAUUUAUUUAUAUUUUAUUUUGGAAGGAAAUAAAUUAUCAUUAUGUUAUAACCUAUAACGAAUAGGUAACAUACAUUUU
Molecule: messenger RNA, 1766 nt
Organism: Acyrthosiphon pisum (pea aphid)
Lineage: Eukaryota; Metazoa; Arthropoda; Insecta; Hemiptera; Aphididae
Exons: 5
Coding region: 164-1024 (286 amino acids)
Source: RefSeq, a predicted model, not a curated record